Messenger RNA from Drosophila grimshawi, 2210 nucleotides. RefSeq lists its product as uncharacterized. Gene Ontology annotation, biological process: triglyceride biosynthetic process. Gene Ontology annotation, molecular function: long-chain-alcohol O-fatty-acyltransferase activity; diacylglycerol O-acyltransferase activity. Gene Ontology annotation, cellular component: plasma membrane. Lineage: Eukaryota; Metazoa; Arthropoda; Insecta; Diptera; Drosophilidae. The transcript is spliced from 4 exons. The record is from RefSeq and is a predicted model, not a curated record. The coding region runs from base 119 to 2179 and encodes 686 amino acids.
CGAAUAGCACUGUGAAUCAAACGGGCGCGUUAAGUGAUAGACAAAGCCAAAAAUAAAAUAAAAACAGUUUCCAUAUGUAUACAAUAGAUUUCAUCGCAAAUAAAUAAACACAAUAAAAAUGGAAAGCAUUUGGCAGGAGUGCACAUCAUUUUUGAAGACCUUACUGUGCUUUAUAGUCGCACUAAUGCUGUUGCCAUUGUUGCUGGUAUCAUUUCUGUGCGCGCACUUUGCCAACGAGCUGGCCAACUAUGUGCUGAGCAUCAAAUAUCCCAAUUUGACCAUAUCCAAGUCAAAGAAAAUACGCACACUGAUCGAUACGCCCAAAAAUGCUGGCAUUUUUCACUUUCUGCUCCAGGUGGAGGGGCCCUGUGAUUUUGAGCGGAUUAGGCGCGCCUAUGCGCUGCAGUUGACCGAGUUGAAGGACAAAGCGGGCAUCCUCAAGUUUCCCAAGUUGCGACAGAAACUGGUCACAUGUUGGGGUCAAUAUGCCUGGGUCAAUGAUAGCACUGGUUUCAACAUCAACAAUCACGUUCUGCUCAGCAAUCCCAAAUAUAGAGGUCGUCCCGUCAACGAAUCGAAUAUACAGGAAUAUGUCAGUGAGUUGGCUGCCAAGUAUAUACCCUCCGAUUUGCCCCAAUGGCAGGUGACCGUAAUACCCAACACGGAUAGUGCACAGCCCUAUUAUAUACUGAUUAAGCUGCAUCAUUUGAUCAUUGCCGAGGAGGAGGAUUUGCAUGUAGGCGAGAUGCUUCUCCUGCAAGACACUGAUCGUAAAUCAAUUGUAGACUUGACCAGGCCAACUGCCACCCGGCAGCUUACCCACUUUGUGCGCCAGCCGGAGCAUAUCAGUAAGCUGCUCAAUCAUGUGCUGCAUCUUGUUAGCUGUCGCUGGCAGCAGUUCAUCUAUGAAUUCGAAUCGCUGGACACACCCGAUGGAGUCAAAUCGCAUCCGGAUGCACGCAAUCUCAGCCAGCUGCUGUCGCUGGUGCUAAUCGUUGUGGUCAAUGUGGUUUUGGGCUAUUGGCGCACCCAAUCCAUGCGUCGUAAGAGGCAACGACGAGCCGCGAGCUAUCGCAGCGAUGUGGGUCUGCUCCAAACGCUCUAUUUGCUGCUGCAGCACGAGCUGGAGCAACGUAAUCUCAGCUGGGCAGUAGCCCGCUCCGCCCUGGCGCACAGCCUGCAGCCAUCGAAUAUUGUCAAAGCCUGGACACGUUUCCUUUGGCAACUCUUACUGAAUUAUUGUAUCCUCUUGCCAUAUCACAUCUAUUGCGAAAUGCUGGCACUUCGAGAUGUGCUGUUGCGAGGCCAGACGUCAUAUAGUACCACCUACUGUGCUCGACUGCAUCUCUAUGUGCCGCUGCUGAUUUACGCCCAGCUCGAACUGGUCAAGAUCUGUUAUGAGCUGUUCAAGGCGCCCAGGAAUAUCUAUGAGGUGUUGUUUGUGCAGCCCACCAAGGAACUGAAUAUACUGCACAAGAAGUCCUAUGCCGGCAGAAAGAUUGUCUCCUUCAGUCGGUCCAUUGAUGGCGCUGUGUUGCGUGAACGUCAUCAGCAUUUAUUUGGCAAGAAACUCCGAGAAUCCGAUUUUAGUUUGGCCUGCUUAGCGGGAGCUGUUCACGAUUAUUUCAAUACGUAUGCGGAUAAGGCAACGGUGCCGGCUCUCUUGAAUACCACCUGUCGGACAAUAUCCAAGGGCUACUUCACCGAUCGCAGUGGCGACAAAUCGGAACAUAUUGGUGGUGUGGUAUUUUUGCAGCUACCUCUGGGCUCGCCAGAUGCCCUGAAGACCCAACAACUGCACGAGAUUGUUGAGCGCAUACGCAAACAGCAGAUCAUGAUCUAUUUGGCCUCCAUUGGACAGACCAAGUACAGUCUGCUGACAGCUCUGUUGCCACAUGUCCUUACCAAGAUAUUUAUCAACUUCUUUUCGUACAAUUUUCCUGUUACCAUCACAGAGAUAUAUGGUGCGGCAGACACACAAUUUCAGUCGGCGUGGGGCCAGCGGGUGCAAGAUGUGCUGCUGUUUCGGCCGCCGCAGUCGAAGACUUGUUUGUCCCUGAAUCUGCAUCGAUUUGGGGACAAAUAUAGGUUAGCUGUUAUGGCGGAUACUCAUCUGGCUCCCGAUCACACACUGCUCACCCAAUCCUUUGAGCGUUAUAUGGAAACGGUGACACUGUAAAAACAAAAACGAAAUAAAACUAUUUAUCCGA